Molecule: messenger RNA, 3166 nt
Organism: Dama dama (fallow deer)
Lineage: Eukaryota; Metazoa; Chordata; Mammalia; Artiodactyla; Cervidae
Gene: SACK1G
Product: family with sequence similarity 83 member G
Exons: 5
Coding region: 93-2546 (817 amino acids)
Biological process (GO): BMP signaling pathway
Cellular component (GO): nucleus; cytosol
Source: RefSeq, a predicted model, not a curated record
GUCCCGGGGCAGAGGAGCGGCGGCGGCCGGAGGCCCCAGAGCGCUCAGCGCCCAGCCGGAGACGGCCCGGAGCUGCGGAGCUCGCGGCCGCCAUGGCCUUCUCGCAGGUGCAGUGCCUGGACGACAGCCACGUCAACUGGCGCUCCAGCGAAGCCAAGCCCGAGUUCUUCUACAGCGAGGAGCAGCGGCUGGCGCUCGAGGCGCUGGCGGCCCGCGGCCGCGACGCCUUCUACGAGGUGCUGAAGCGCGAGAACAUCCGCGACUUCCUCUCAGAGCUGGAGCUGCGGCGCAUCUUGGAGACCAUCGAGGUGUACGACCCCGGCUCUGAGGACCCCCGCGCCGGCGCGCAGCCCCGCGGGCCGGACGAUGGUGAGGCGGCCAGCGCGGGCGGGGCCACCCCCACCGAGGCCGAACCGCUGCCCUCGCUGGAGUAUUGGCCCCAGAAGUCGGACCGCUCCAUCCCACAGCUAGACCUGGGCUGGCCUGACACCAUCGCCUACCGCGGCGUGACCCGGGCCAGCGUCUACAUGCAGCCCCCCAUCGACGGGCAGGCCCACAUCAAGGAGGUGGUACGCAAGAUGAUCAGCCAGGCCCAGAAGGUGAUUGCUGUGGUCAUGGACAUGUUCACCGACGUGGACAUCUUCAAGGACCUGCUGGACGCUGGCUUCAAGAGGAAGGUGGCCGUGUAUAUCAUUGUGGACGAGAGCAACGUCAAGUACUUCCUGCAUAUGUGUGAGCGGGCCCGCAUGCACCUGGGACACCUCAAGAAUCUCAGGGUGCGGAGCAGUGGAGGAACCGAGUUCUUCACGCGGUCGGCCACCAAGUUCAAGGGCGCCUUGGCCCAGAAGUUCAUGUUCGUGGACGGCGACCGGGCCAUCUGUGGCUCCUACAGCUUCACGUGGUCGGCCGCCAGGACGGAUCGGAACGUGAUCUCCGUGCUGUCGGGCCAGGUGGUGGAGAUGUUCGACCGGCAGUUCCAGGAGCUGUACCUCAUGUCACACAGCGUCAGCCUCAAGGACAUCCCCAUGGAGAAGGAGCCUGAGCCUGAACCCAUUGUGCUGCCCCCCUCGGUCCCGCUGGUGCCCUCGGGCACCGUGGCCAAGAAGCUCGUCAACCCCAAGUACGCAUUGGUCAAGGCCAAGAGCGCCGACGAGAUCGCCAAGUCAUCGUCCGAGAAGCAGGACACUACGAAGCCUGCGGGGGUGCAGGGCGCGGCCCUUGCUGAGCGCCCGGGAGACCUCCCCGAGCCUCCCCUGCCCGUGCACCCAGGGCUGCUCAACCUGGAGCGGGCCAACAUGUUCGACUACCUGCCCACGUGGGUGGAGCCCGACCCCGAGCCUGGCAGCGACAUCCUGGGAUACAUCAACAUUAUCGACCCCAACAUCUGGAACCCCCAGCCCAGUCAGAUGAACCGUAUCAAGAUCCGAGACACGUCCCAGGCGGGGACUCAGCUGUGGAGGCAGAGCCAGGACCCCGGCCCCACCCUCCAGUCCAGCGCCUCACCAGACAGCAUCCCUGCCGAGAACAGCCUCCCCCAGGGGGACGCCCAGCCACGGCCGCCUGUGCCCAAGCCCCGGACGGUCCCAGUGGCAGAUGUGCUCGCUCAGGAGGGUGGUGAUGCUGGCUGGGCCCUGGAGACUCCAGAGCAGGAAUCACCCCACAACGGGACAGACCACGGGCUGCCCAGGACGGCGGGCCCAGGCCAUGCCGCGCUUCAGCGGCAACUACCUGUGACCCCGGAUGACCCCGACGGUGGGGGGCAGGUGGUCCCCAACGGGCUGGACGGGGAGGAGGAGGAAGACGACGAUGACUACGUGACCCUGAGUGACCAGGACAGCCUCUCGGGCAGCUCUGACCACGGCCCUGGCCCCCGGCGGGCCUCACUGGCCUCCUCCUCCGUGUCAGACGAGUAUUUCGAGGUGACGGAUCGCUCGGCCUGUCUCCGGAGGCGCCACUCGGAGCAGGUAGCCAACGGGCCGGCCCAGCCCCCCCGCCGACAGCUGAGCGCCCCCCACAUGACCCGUGGGACCUUCAGCGGAGCCCUGAGUGGCUCCUCAUGGGCCCAGGGUCAGGAGAGAGAAGAGGCGGGCACCCAGAGGAGAAUGCAGGCUGCACGCCCUGUGGACCAGGAGACACAGGGCCAGCGGUUUCACCACUAUGGAAGCCCUGCCUCCGGCAUCAGGGAGAAAGAUGGCUUCCCACGACCAUUGAGGACCCUGGGACCCCCACGGUUCCGCCCCACUGCCGACGGCGCUGAGAGCUCCAGCAGGAAAGCAGGCCCGGCUAUGGCAAGCCCCCAGCACUGGCAGGCCAAGAGCGGCCCAGGGCCCCGUCUGCUGCCAGGUCCUGCGAGCCCAAGGCAGGCCCGAAAUGCCAGUGCCCUGGCCAACAGCAGGGCCACCGAGGAACACCCCAGCCCCUUCGGAAUCCCGUACUCCAAACUGUCCCAGUCGAAGCACCUGAAGGCCAGGACGGGUGGCAGCCAGUGGGCCCCAUCUGACUCUAAACGGCGGGCCCACGCCCCCCGGGACCGCAAGGACCCCUAGCACCCCGUGCCCGGGCCACACCGUCCAUGGCCUCUGCCCAGCCUGGGCUCGCUGUGCAGUGGUUCCUGGGCCACCCGCACCUCCACAGGCACCCUGGAAGGCAGGAAUGGGGGAGGGUGGCACCGUGAACCCUCACCUGGUCCGUGCACCAGUACCAGGCGGCCAUGAUGGUCAGGCCGAAGGUCAUCCCAGUCCACGGGAGGUCCCCGGUGUAGGGAUCUCGGAACAUGUGCAUGGCAUCUGCCCGGGGCACAUGGCAGGUGGUAUUGGAGAUGGUCCUGGAUGGGAUGGCCCUGGCGUAGGCCUCUGCCAGCUGCUCGUACCCGCCAAUCUGCUCGAAAGCUGCAGGGGCGGGUGGGAUGGUGAUGGUCAGCGGCCUGUGGCCGUGACUCCCGGCCCCACUGCCCUCAUCUCACGAGUAACUCCUUGGUACAGGAGACUCAAACUUUUUUGCAUUCACCUUUCCCAGUGUCUGGAAAGGUGUGGAGAUAGAGGGUUUUUAAAAAAAGUGAAUUCAAAAGACUAUUUUAUUUGUAUUUAAAAUAAUAAUAUUAAAGGAACAUUUUGCACGUGGGCACCCCAUGUCCUGCAGCCUCUAGAUGCUCAUCAGCCAGGAGGGG